This is a messenger RNA of Rhinolophus ferrumequinum (greater horseshoe bat), 396 nucleotides long. RefSeq names its product chromosome 15 C19orf18 homolog (gene C15H19orf18). The record is from RefSeq and is a predicted model, not a curated record. Lineage: Eukaryota; Metazoa; Chordata; Mammalia; Chiroptera; Rhinolophidae. The coding region runs from base 1 to 396 and encodes 131 amino acids. The transcript has 4 exons.
AUGGCAGCACUGAUUCCGCAUAGACCUGCUCUUGUUCAAGUCGUUACAAUUGCAUGUAUAGCCUUAAGCAUCGCCCUGAUUUGUGGGAUCACUUUUUCCUAUAUGAUAUAUCGAUUGGUACAGGCUGAGGAAAGACAACAACUUGCGUUGCUUUAUAAAAAUGUCAGGACACCAUUAUUAGGAGAUGAAGAGGAGGGCUCCGAGGAUGAGCGCCAAGACGAGUCCUCUUACCUACUUCCAGAGAAUGAGAAGGAACUGGAAAAGUUUAUUCACUCAGUUAUUAGAUCAAAGAGAAAAAAACAUAUUGAAAAGAUGAAAUUGAAGGGUAAGCAAAAGUUUGUAAAGAAAACAAAAACACAGAAUGCUGUGCACAUUGCAAAAAUGGGAACUCUGUGA